Podospora pseudopauciseta is the source of this 429-nucleotide messenger RNA. RefSeq lists its product as uncharacterized. The transcript is spliced from 2 exons. Bases 1 to 429 code for a protein of 142 amino acids. The record is from RefSeq and is a predicted model, not a curated record. NCBI's taxonomy places the organism in Eukaryota, Fungi, Ascomycota, Sordariomycetes, Sordariales, Podosporaceae.
AUGAGAUGGUCGUACAGAGAGGACAGAUCGGCCUUUGUCAAAUCCUCCAUCAAUGCUGAUGUCAAUUUAGAGGACCCUGAGGUUUGGAAACGCAAGCCCCUGCUGUUGAAACAAAGCCCAACACCGAGCUUGCAAUUGCGGGGGCGGGGCACUGUGGAGAAAGGCUCCCACGGAACGGUGCCGGCGAUGACGGAGGCUGAAAGCUGCCUGUGGCUUGAACAGCCGGGACCCCUGUUGCGCGGGUCUGGGCGCCGUGCGUUGCCGCCUGUACAGUUGCCAGUAGGUUCUACCGUUUGCCGAAAACUGUAUCUAGCAGCUCUCGCCUCCUGCUGGCAGCUUCAAUCGCAUUAUUCAGACAAUCACCAACUGACUGCCGCUGCCGUGUUGCUUGGCCGUGUCCCCGUCCGUACCUCGGAGCUUUUCCAUUAA